This is a messenger RNA of Linum tenue, 456 nucleotides long. Lineage: Eukaryota; Viridiplantae; Streptophyta; Magnoliopsida; Malpighiales; Linaceae. The record is from the annotation of a GenBank genome assembly.
AUGCUGGAAGACAAACGCCAGAGCCCACGCUCCUUCCUCCACCGCGGCGACGGCGAGGCAGCCAAGCGACUGAAGCCCUGCAGCGGCAGGGACAGGAAAGACAAGCAGCUGGGUGACAAGGUCGUGGCUCUGCAGCAGCUCGUUUCCCCCUACGGGAAAACCGAUACUGCCUCUGUUCUGCAGGAAGCAAUGGACUACAUUUCUUUCCUUCAUGACCAGCUCAACGUACUCAGCGCUCCCUAUUUCCUCACGGCCGCCGCCGCGCCACUGAAGGAUCUCCGGAGCAGAGGGUUGUGUGUUGUGCCCGUGGCUGCCACGGCCGCUAUUGAUCGCACCAACGGGGCCGACCUCUGGGCUCCCACCAAGACGCCGCCUGCAGCAGCUACUACUAUUACUGCUGCUUCUCCCAGAAUUGAGAACCUAUCGCAGCAGCCUUUUUCAUUCUGUCAAUUUUGA